AUGGGUACCAUCACCACGGUGUGUCCCAGCACCAUGGUGAGUCCCACCAUCAUGACAUAUCCCACCAUCAUGGCAGGUCCCACCAUCAUGGAACAUCCCAUCAUCACGGUGAGUCCCACCAUCAUGGUGGACCUCACCACCUUGAUGAAUUCCAAGACUUUCAUGACAAUGCCCCCUCCCACCAUUCCCCCCACUCCCACCAUUCUCCCCACUCCCAUCACUCCCACCACUCCCAUCACCAUGGUGAGGCCCACCAACCUGGUAGAGCCCACCAUCUCACAUCCCUUGCCCUGGCUCCUUCUCAUAGCACUAUCUUCUCCCAUCAUUCUCUUGGUGAGGGCCCCUUUGAUGGUGAGCACCACCAUGGUAGUAGAAGACAUCAUGGUAGGCCCCACCACCAUGGUGAGCCCUAUCACCAUGGGGGGUCCCACCACCACGGGGGGUCCCACCACCACAGUGAGCCCUACCACCAUGGUUUCCCACCAUAGUGGGCUCCAUCACCAAGGUGAGCCUUACUACCAUAAAGAUUCCUACACGUAUGGUGGCCCUCACCAUCACAGUGAGGCCCAUCACCAUGGUAGGCACCAUCAUCAUGAAGCCCACCACCACAGAGGGCCUCUUCAUCAUGGAGAGCCCUCUUCCCACCAUGAGCACCACCAUGGCCACCACAGCAAGCACCACCAUGGCCACCAUAGUGAGCACCAUCACAGGGAGCACCACCACGGCGAGCACCACCAUAGUGUGCAUCGUUAUGAUUAUCUCCAUGGUGAUCACCGCUACAGGGAGUACCAUCAUGGUAGCUCCCAAGUCUUUGGCUCACACAAGUCUCAUAGUGUGGCCAGAGCCUCCUUUGGCUCUUCCUUUUCUCAUUCAGUAGCCCUCCAACCUAGCAUGGUACAGGCACAGCGCUCAGCCUUUAGCUUGACUCGUUCCCACAGUGCAGUGCGCUCACAUGCAUCCCAGGGGUCCAGCAAAGUCCAUCCUCAGGAUUCCUCCUCUAAAACUUCCUCGGAAAGCUGGGUAGAAGAAGAUGAGCAAUUUCAGAAGCGCAAAACCACCAGAGCUCAGCGGGCCCACAAGAGGCUGCACACUGUGGACCUCUUCUAUAGGUUGUGGGAAAAAUUAAGCUACCUCAUUAAGGGCCUCCGGAGAAUGCUUAGGAAACUGACUCAGUCCCUGCCCUUUGAAACCUUCAUCUUCCUCGUUGUCUGCCUCAACACUACCAUGCUUGUGGCACAGACCUUCGCCGAAGUUGAGAUCCGGGGUGAGUGGUUCUUCAUGGCCUUGGACUCCAUUUUCCUCUGCAUCUACGUGGUGGAAGCUGCGCUCAAGAUCACUGCUCUGGGCUUCAAGUAUUUUUCUGACUCCUGGAACGAUCUGGACUUCUUCAUCAUGAUCAUGGCUAUGCUGGACUUCAUGCUCUUACAGUACAACUCCUCCUCCUUCGUCUACCACCAAAGCGUCUUCCGGAUCUUCAAGGUUUUCAAGAGUUUGCGGGCCCUGAGGGCCAUCCGGGUCCUCCGGAGGCUCAGCUUCUUGACCAGCCUCCAGGAAGUGACCGGGACUCUGGCGCGGUCCUUGCCAUCCAUCACCGCCAUCCUCAUCCUCAUGUUUACCUGCCUCUUCCUCUUCUCAGUGGUGCUUCGGGCUCUGUUCCGUCAUUCUGACCCCAAGCGCUUCCGGAGCAUCCUCUCCACCAUCUUCACCCUCUUCACCAUGCUCACCCUGGAUGACUGGUCCCUCAUCUACCUGGACAGCCGGGCCCAGGGCGCCUGGUACAUCAUCCCCAUUCUCAUGAUUUACAUCAUCAUCCAAUACUUCAUCUUCCUCAACCUGGUGAUUGCUGUCCUGGUGGACAACUUCCAGAUGGCUCUGCUCAAGGGCCUGGAGAAAGUAAAGCAGGAGAGGGCCGCCCGGAUCCACGAGAAGCUACUGGAUGACCCACUGACCGAACUCAGCAAAUCAGACCCUGAAGAGGUGGUGAGUGAACACACCAAACAGAAGCAGCUCAUCGAGAAAAAAUUUGGGACUAUGACUGAGAAGCAGCGGGAACUCCUUUUCCACUUCCUGCAGCUGGUGGCCGGCGUGGAGCAUCAUCAACAGAAAUUCCGCUCCCAGGCGUCCGUUCUUGAUGAGAUUGUGGACGCUGCGUUUGAGGCUGGAGAAGAGGACUUCAGGAAGUGACCCCUGGAUGCAGAGAGACACGGGAUGCGGAUUGCAGCCUCUGGCAAGCUGCCCACUGCUGUGGGUCAAGACAAGUCCCCCGAUCUACUGGAAUGAUCAUCGGGCCUGCAGGACCGGGCCCUAACAGAGUUUUAAACCCCCAAAUGGCUCUGUGUCCUCCCUGGCUAAGCCAAGGCACAGGGCAGGGGAACUGUGCACUGCUGGUGUGUGUGUGUGAGAGAGAGACAGAGGGAGUGUUGUGUGUGAGAGGCGCUCUUCCUGGUCCUCUCCAGGGCCCGCAUUCCAGCUCGGGCCCGCAGUGCAUCGGCAGCGGCCAGAGCGGUGACUCAGAAAGGGGGCCAGGCUCAGGGCUGGAGGGGUGAGUGGGCAGUCACCUUGCUUUCGGGAAGAAGGUCCAUCUGGCCCAGGAG
Molecule: messenger RNA, 2594 nt
Organism: Mirounga angustirostris (Northern elephant seal)
Lineage: Eukaryota; Metazoa; Chordata; Mammalia; Carnivora; Phocidae
Gene: CATSPER1
Product: cation channel sperm associated 1
Exons: 14
Coding region: 1-2184 (727 amino acids)
Biological process (GO): transmembrane transport; calcium ion transport; flagellated sperm motility
Cellular component (GO): membrane; CatSper complex
Molecular function (GO): calcium-activated cation channel activity; voltage-gated calcium channel activity
Source: RefSeq, a predicted model, not a curated record